AAAACAACAGGCUCCUCACUCAGCAACAAAAACGCACGCCAAUUGCAACGCGCGGGCUCCACCGCACGUUUGUGAAGCCCUCCGCACUGUCGGAGACCGCAGCGAUCGAAAACCGUUCGCAUUGCUGCGUUAUUUGCAGUGUAAUCAGCAACAGCCGCAGAAGACCUGCAAUAACAGCGCGCGCAAGCCGCAUUUGCACCAUGCGCACCGCCCUCCUCCUAGCCCUCAUCGCCGCCAGCGCGCAAGCAAUCACGGAGGAAAACUUCGUCGACGGCCAGUGCGCCACCGCCGACGGCGCCGACCACUUCCCCUAUAAAAGCGAGGCGGGCGACCAGUUCGCCGAUGUCAUAAGCGCCGACUACUCGCUGUUGUGGGAGGUGCAGUACGAGAACGACUACAAGAUCGUCAAGAACACGAAGACGGGCGACGUCCACGUGCUGCACCAGUGCGGCCUCAAUCCUCCGUCAAAUGAAGACCUCCCGGCCUACGCCAAGGACGGGACGAUGGUGGAAGUGCCGCUCACCAAGAUCGCCACCACAUCAACGACCUACCUCGCCUUCCUCGAGAUGCUCGGCGAGCGCAAGGCACUCAAGUCGUACCAGUCGUCCUUCCAGUACGUGUCGUCGCCCUGUUUACGGAAGAUGCACCGCGACGGCCUCAUCGAGGAGAAGGACGCAUUCGCGGACCCUCCCAAAAUACCUGACUUGGAAGCUUUGGGCGUGCAGGCGACGUUCGCGUCGAGCUUCGGUGCGCGGUCCGCGUCGGAACCAUUGCGUCGAUGGCGUAUGAGCUGUACACACAGGCGCCGACGAGUACAAGUUCAUCCAGAUGACGGACAUCGACGAGCAGCAGCCCGACGCGGUGCUCAAGGGCGCCGAGUACGUCGAGUACCUGGGGCUCUACUUCAACCGCGAGAAGGAGGCGUCGGCGGCCAUCCAGCACAUCGUCGACAACUACAUGUGCACGCAGAAGGCCGUCGAAGGUGUUGUGAAAGAAAACGAGCCCGUGCCCGUGCUCUGGGCGCAGUACUGGUCGGGGGCGACGUGCGGCGACGGGUCGUCCGGGGGCUGGUCCGUCGCGUCGGCGAACACGUGGUACGCCGAAUUGAUUAGAGCGGCGGGCGGGUCCCUUAUUAUUCCAGACGUCGAGGCGGCCUGCGAGUCGUGGGGCGCGCCGUAUCUCUCGACGGCGCAGCUCCUCGAGGUCGGCAAGGACGCCGCGGUCAUGAUCUCGCCGGGCCCCUUCCCCGAGGACCAGGACGUGUCCGCCCUGAAGGCAUGGAGCUGUGUGGAAAUCAAGUUUCGGGCGCCCCACGCCAUCGACGCUAUGUGCUUUGCGUAGCUACGUCGGCUCGAUGGCGUGGAUAACAUAGCUCACUGGUUGAUUUCCACACAGGCGUGGGAGAACGGCCGCGUCUUCGACAACCAGGGCCCGAACGGCGCGAACGACUGGUUCGAGCGUAGAGUGGUCGAGCCCGACGCCAUGCUCCAGGACCUCGCGCUGGCCUUCUACCCCGACGACGGGCCCACCGCCACGUUCUCGCGCAAGUGGCUCCGCGACGUCCGCGCGGGCGAGCCGAUCGGCGGCGUGUCGGACGAGGAUCUAGAUACCGCGUGCCCCGACAUCGACGCACCCUACGAGUUCUCCUCUACAGACAUGUGCGCCCAGAUCUCCACGGACGACCCGGAGCAGCCUCCGGACGAGUCGGACGCCGCGGCCCGCGCGGUGCUCGCCGCGGCGGCGGCAGCGGCGGCCGUCCUCGUGCUCUAGGACCACUCGGGCGGCGGCCGGCGCCCGCGCGCCCCUCUCCGGGCCCGCGCGCGCACUUCCUCAACGCAGACGAAGCUGCGAUCUCCCCUCCCC
Messenger RNA from Pelagomonas calceolata, 1863 nucleotides. NCBI's taxonomy places the organism in Eukaryota, Pelagophyceae, Pelagomonadales, Pelagomonadaceae. The record is from the annotation of a GenBank genome assembly.